Molecule: messenger RNA, 1176 nt
Organism: Lolium rigidum
Lineage: Eukaryota; Viridiplantae; Streptophyta; Magnoliopsida; Poales; Poaceae
Product: GDSL esterase/lipase At1g29670-like
Exons: 4
Coding region: 7-1176 (389 amino acids)
Molecular function (GO): hydrolase activity, acting on ester bonds
Source: RefSeq, a predicted model, not a curated record
CCGGCAAUGGCCACGGCCAAGCUCGUCGUGGCAUCUCUCUGCCUCCUCCUCGUGCUAACGCAGCACGAAGCUGCUGCCGCUGCCUCCAGGAGCUGCCACGGCGGCCGGGCUGCGGGGAUGGUGGAGGCCAUGUUCGUGUUCGGGAGCUCGCUGGUGGACAACGGCAACAACAACUUCCUCAACGGCUCCCGCGCCGUGCGCGCCGACUACCUGCCCUACGGCGUCGACUCCCCGCUCGGCCCCACCGGCCGCUUCUCCAACGGCCGCAACACCAUCGACGCGCUCGGGGAGCUCCUCCUUCUCCCCGCCGGCGGCCGCAUCCCGACGUUCGCCGACCCGGCCACCAGGGGCCGCGCCGCGCUGCACGGCGUCAACUUCGCGUCCGGCGGCUCUGGCAUCCUCGACGACACCGGCAAGGCAACUGGCGAGGUGCUCAGCCUAGAGCAACAAAUCACCAACUUUGAGGCGGUGACUCUUCCUGACCUGCGGGCCCAGCUUCAACGAGCCAACGAUCGCAAGAAGAUGAAGGGCCACGAUUUCUUUGACCGUUGCUACCUGCCCAAGAGCCUGUUCGUGAUCGGGUCAGGUGGCAAUGACUACCUGCUCAACUACUUCAGGCCCAGAAAUAGCGGGGAAACCAGGCCCGACUUGUCAGAUUUUACAAGGGCCCUCGUCGCCAGGCUCUCGGCCCACCUCCAGAGGCUGUACACUCUUGGGGCGAGGAAGUUCGUCAUCUUCUCCAUCCAGCCCAUCGGGUGCUCCCCCGUGGUGAGGGCGUCGCUCAACGUCACCGCCGCCGUCUGCAUCAAGCCGGUGAACGCGGCGGCGCUCCUCUUCAACUCGGAGCUCCGGUCGCUCGUCGACGCCGCGGGGCCGAGCAUGCCCGGCGCGAGCUUCUCCGUGAUCGACUCCUACAAGAUCACCAUAGACGUGCUCGACCACCCCAUGAAACACGGCAUCACGGAGACGUACAAGCCUUGCUGCAGCGAGAUGGGGCCGUCGGGGGUGCUCUGCCGGAAGGGAGGGCCCAUCUGCAGUGACCGGACCGAGUACCUGUUCUUCGACGGGCUCCACCCGACGGACGUGGUGAACGCGCGGAUCGCACGCAAGGGGUACGGUUCCGUGUCGCCGGAGGAAGCAUACCCCAUCAAUGUAAAGAUGUUGGCCAUGUUGUAG